This is a messenger RNA of Larimichthys crocea (large yellow croaker), 1518 nucleotides long. RefSeq lists its product as uncharacterized. The record is from RefSeq and is a predicted model, not a curated record. Bases 59 to 1066 code for a protein of 335 amino acids. The transcript has 10 exons. Gene Ontology annotation, cellular component: external side of plasma membrane. Lineage: Eukaryota; Metazoa; Chordata; Actinopteri; Sciaenidae. Gene Ontology annotation, molecular function: cytokine receptor activity; protein binding. Gene Ontology annotation, biological process: cytokine-mediated signaling pathway.
AAAUGUCUCAUUCAACAUUCAGACUGUGACAAAGUGGACGGGUAGCAGGAGGUUUGCUAUGAAGCUGUUUCCUGUCCAUUCAAUACUUUGGUCCAGUUUGCUGCUUGUUUUGUUGGCCUCACAAAGUGGGACAGACGCGAGCAACCCAGAUGUCUGUCAGGAUACAAGGUCCUAUGGUUCUUUGGAACGCAACUCCUCAAAGCCAGUGGAUCAUCAUACAGAGAUAGUAAAGAAGAUAGAAGACGUUGUCUGCCGCCUUUACCCAACAAAUAAACUCAACUGCUCAUGGCCAUCCAUUUUACAAGAAGAUAUUCAGCUCUCUGUCUUUAUAAGUAUUUGUGAUGACAAAAAGGCAGUGUUUAACUUCUCCUCUGUGGAUAAAGGAGGGCCAGUGUCUUUGACUCUUUUGGAACAAGAAAUAUCAGAUGUUCUAAUCCUCCAAUUGAACGUAACCCAGCAUGACCGGUGGACAGCUGUCAUACACACAGUUAAAAUGAGCGAGCUAGAGGUCCUGCCUCCACCCACAAAUAUCUCUGCAUCAGUCAGAGAUGGAAGCCUGACGGUGAAAUGGUCUCUGCCCCACAGUCGAGAAACAAAUGACUCUAGUUGCUUUCAAUACGAGCUGGACAUGGGUGACCAGGAAAACCCCAGACAAUUGGAUGGAGAGGAGUCUUAUACAGAGCAGAAUGUAGACCCCAACCUCACUUACAAAGUGAGGAUUAGGGCAAGGAAGGAGGAGGAUUGUCAAGAACAGCCUGAAUGGAGUGACUGGAGUCACACUGUCAUCGUGGAACCGUCAGUUCACAAACUCAACAUCCCGGUCAUCAUCUCAAUUUCACUUGGAAUACCUAUGAUCCUCCUGGCUGUGGUGCUGCUGGUGCGAUAUCAGAGGGUGUCAGAGGUUCUGUUUCCUCCGAUCCCUCGGCCCCCACCAAAGUAUAUAUAUUUCCUGGAAAAAAAUGAAACAUCCAAUCUCUUCCAUACAGCCCCUCCAACUGAACCUAUGGAGGAGAUCACAGAAGUGGAGGACACAGAGGAAAACCAUGAAAAAACACUUUCAAACUGAAGAAAACAUGUUUGGCUUUGGAGCUUUAAAGGGAAACUACAGCCACGUGCUAUUAAAUCUAAAUGUUUUAAUAGAAACAUUGCUGAUAUGUGAGACUUUCGUCUGUUUUUGGCUUAGUGUGCCGAGUGUUCGCAAAUGACAGUUCCUUGACCGCAGUGACAUUUCUGCAGAUGACAUGUUUCAGUAUAUUUUAGGACCUAUACCAAAAGUAUAUCAAAACAUGCUGCAUAUAUUAUAUAAUAGUUUUGCUCCGCUUAGUCAUGGAACUCAAAUGACUUCUGAACUUUUUUGGUUAUUCAUUUAAACGGAAGAGAACGUGUCCAUCACUGAGUUUUGAUGAAACUGCUCUGCUGCCCUGGUUAGCUGGUCUUGAACUUUAGAUCUAUUUAUGAUCUAGUGCUUUUACAACAUGUGUAGACCUUUUUGCAUGUGAAAUAAAGAGUGAUACAAUA